Messenger RNA from Morus notabilis, 876 nucleotides. Its product is annotated as organelle RRM domain-containing protein 2, mitochondrial. The record is from RefSeq and is a predicted model, not a curated record. Gene Ontology annotation, molecular function: RNA binding. The transcript is spliced from 3 exons. The coding region runs from base 111 to 533 and encodes 140 amino acids. NCBI's taxonomy places the organism in Eukaryota, Viridiplantae, Streptophyta, Magnoliopsida, Rosales, Moraceae.
AUUAGGAUUAUUAACUGAAGAAUUGGGCAGGGUUUUGGCGGAGGGGCAGAGGCAGAACGGCAAAAUCCCUAAAACCCUAAAACACCAAAUUGAAGGAUCAAAUUUCAAGAAUGGCAUUGGCUCGUAGGUUUUCGCGCGUUUUGGGAUGUUCUUCUCCGUCUUUUCAAUCGCAGUUCGCUUCCAUUAGUAGUCAGAGCUCCACUCUCACGUCUCCAAGGCUUUUCAUCAGUGGUCUUUCGAGAUUAACGACAGACGAGAAGCUUACAGAGGCGUUUUCUUCUUUUGGCCAGAUUGUUGAUGCCAAAGUUGUGACAGAUAGGGUCUCAGGAAGAUCAAAGGGGUUUGGUUUCAUAACUUACAGGAGCAUCGAAGAAGCUGAGAAGGCUAGAGAAGGAAUGAACGCCAAGUUCUUGGAUGGAUGGGUUAUUUUUGUGGAUCCCGCCAAACCGAGGGAAAGACCUCCACCUCAAUCACAAUCUGGCCCUUCUGAAACAGGUUUUACAUCGAACAAAACGAUUGGAUGGUGUGGUUGAUGAAUAUGCAUAGUAAAAGAUAACUGUUACAAGGAAAAAGGGGAAAAAACUGACUUCUACUCUGAUUCCGGUUUUAACGUACUAUUAUUUAUGUUGUGAUUGCAUUAACCAAUGAUGAUAAACAAAAUUUUGUAUUGUUGAUAUAAUAUGCCUUGAUCAUCAAUAUCAUUGUCAUACAUUGGUUUAUUGAACUACUGAUAAUUUGUAAUCUGUUUAAAGUACCGUUACUUUAUGCGGCUUCAUUUUAGCCUUUCAGCCUUUGUUCACCCAUACUAUUGUUGGAUCAGUGAAUUUGAAAGAGAAAUAGGAGAUGGAAAUCUAUUAUAUAAUAGUUUAUGUUAUG